Cylicocyclus nassatus is the source of this 837-nucleotide messenger RNA. The record is from the annotation of a GenBank genome assembly. NCBI's taxonomy places the organism in Eukaryota, Metazoa, Nematoda, Chromadorea, Rhabditida, Strongylidae.
AUGACUGCUGACUUGGUGCUGAACGAGGACGAGCGCGUACAAAAACGCGAGUUGAUCAAAGGAAAUCGCGAGCGCCGCCAUCUAGAGCACCUUCUGUCACGGAUCAAAGGUCCAGCAAUGGAUGAAAGUCAUGUCAAGGAGUUGCGGUUCGAGAUUGACUUGAUCACGAAAUCGUACUGCCAAAAUAUUGACCAGCCACUGAAACCCACACCACAAGGCAUAGAUUCGACCAAAGACAGCCAACUAGCCGAAUUGCUUCGUCCGCUUGUCAGAAGAAGCAGCGAAUUUGCUCAUGUUGUAACAGUUUGGAAUACGCUCCCACUCGUUUGCCAAAUGCAACUUCUGCACCAUACCAUGUUGGAGGUCCAACUGCUCAGAUUCAUUUCAUUCUUUGAUGAAGCUGAGAACUGUUUUCGACCCAAUGCACACACUUCACUCACUCAACAAAACUUACUCGAUACAUUAGUUGUGGAGAUUGAGGAGAAUGAUGAUAUGGAUGAGCUCCGCGAGCUGAUAGUCUCUCUGUUCGUGAUAGCUCGUUCGUUGGCAGCACUACAGCUUGAUGACCGUUUUCUCGCUGUGCUUAGCGCUAUGUUCAUCUUUGACCCAAACAACGUGUCCGAGUCUUCGCAGGUUCCGCUCAUAUCGGCUGCUUCCGCUCGAUUCGACGACAUGCUGCAUGUGCUGAAUGAUGAGGCUAACGAUGGUGUAAGCACAGCGCGAGCGUUUGCGCGACUUAUUAUGACGGCGACAACUUUCCGACGCAUUUGUCGCCGUCUAGCGCAACAUCUCUGCCCUAAAAAUUUCGCACUCUUUGAAAAGUUACUCGGGGUUUAA